AUGGACGAGGUGGUCAGAAGGAUCUCGACUCGCCUUGGGACAGCUCCAAAGGAGACAACAGACAUGAUUGCCCAGGCGCUUGGGGACCCGAUGUAUCAGGAAAGACUGGUUGAAAUCCUUGGGUAUGAGAUGAUGGACGAGAUCGAGAUGAUCUGCAUGAACCAGGGCUACUUUGUGCCGAGUGAGGAGGUGGUGGACAGGGGCUUCUAUGUAGAAUACAGCUUUCCAGAGUCUGUUCCCAUGGAAGUUGAUGCCUCGGAGAUCGUUUACACCGAUGCCGUUGGGGAAGACAAGCAGUACUUCGACCACGGGGCCUUCAACGCGGUUCAGUCCAGGGUGUUUAAGCCUGCAUACAGGAGUGACGGGAAUAUGCUGGUAUGUGCACCAACAGGCUCUGGAAAGACGGACGUUGCCCUUCUAUGCAUUCUCAGGGCGCUGAAGAAGGGCGACAAGGUUGUCUAUGUAGUUCCGAUGAGGGCGCUUGCAACGGAGAUAGCAUUGAAGUACAAGAAGAAGCUUGGAGGGCACAGGGUUGUGGAGUACACUGGCGACACUGAGGCAGGAGCUGAGGAUGUCAUGAGAUGUGAUGUUGUGGUAUCCACGCCGGAGAAGUUUGAUGUUGCAACAAGAAGGCAGCACAGUGUAUUCCAGGGAAGAAUUGGACUUGUUGUGCUUGAUGAGAUUCACAUGCUCCAGGACGACCGGGGGCCCGUUGUGGAGACGAUUGUGUGCAGAGUGCUUAGACACGUAGAGCUUGGACAGAGGCUCAUACGCAUCGUAGGACUAUCUGCAACACUCCCCAACUAUGAGGAUGUCGGCAGAUUUCUGAGAGCAGAGCAUGUGUUCAGCUUUGAUCAGGGAUACAGGCCUGUCCCGCUGAAGAUGUCUGUCAUCGGGAUGAAAAGGAAGAGCAAGCCCCAGCUUGAGGACGAGCUUCUGCAGGAAAAGGUAAGGGAGUAUCUAAGCAAUGGGAAACAGGUUCUGGUGUUUGUACAUUCCAGGGGGGACACCAUCAGAAUAGCCAGGCUUCUGGGCGAUGAAGGCGAAAGAAGAAAUGUGAAGGCUGGGACCGUGACGGGUGCACUUCUAGAGCUGGUAAGGAGAGGAGUUGGGGUACACCAUGCCGGCCUUCCCCGAAGAAUAAGGCUGUACAUGGAAGACGAGUUUAAGAGGAGGGGUGUCAGGGUACUGGUUACGACGUCGACCCUGGCCUGGGGAGUGAAUCUCCCGGCAUAUGCAGUGAUAAUCAAGGGAACAAGGUUCUACGACUCCUCAAAGGGAGGGUUUGCUGAUGUGGGCAUUUUGGAUGUGCUGCAGAUAUUUGGAAGGGCUGGAAGGCCUCAGUUUGACAGCAGAGGAGAGGGAUGCCUGAUAACGACAGGAGACAAGAUGGACUACUAUGUAUCUUUGCUCAAGAAUAGCAGGGAUGUGGAAAGCAGGCUGCUCCAGCAUGUUGCGGAUGUGAUGAAUGCCGAGAUAUAUUUGGGCACUAUUGAGGAUGUCAGCACGGCAGUGGAGUGGCUGAAAAGCACGUUUAUGUAUGUCCGGAUGUCCAAGAACCCGAUGUACUAUGGACUGAGCAGAGAGGACCUGUAUGAUGAGGAGAGGGCCUUAUCGGACUAUGGUAUUCUCACCUGCAGAAGGCUGGAGGAAUGCGGGAUGGUGCGGAUAUAUAGACAGGUGGCUGGCGAUUCCAGGACAUGGAGGUUCUGUAGCACAGAAUAUGGAAGGGUUGCCAGCAUGUACUACCUGUCCCAUGAAACGAUGGAGAAGUGGCUGGAAGACAUAGGAAACGUGUACGAUGAGGACUCGAUACUUAGGCUUUGCUUUGAGGCCCGGGAGCUUUCGGCGCUGAGAUGCAGAGAUGAAGAUGAGGAGAGCAUUAAAGAGCUUUGUGAGGACUUAGGGAUUAAGUAUGAGGUGUCUGUAGAAUGCAAGCUCAUGGCCCUUGUGAAGGCCCACAUCAAAAGACAUCCCGUGACACGGUUUUCACUCAUGUGCGAUGGGGAAUAUGUCAUCAAGAACCUUCGAAGGAUUCUGAUGGGGCUGUGCCAAGUCCUUAUGUUCCAGGGCACCCAUCUGCUUGUUGUCAGAUGUAGCAUACUACUGAAAAGAAUAGAGAGGCAGAGAGAAAGGCCAUGGGAUGUCAACAACAAGCUCACGGUAAGUCUUUCCAGAGCUCUUCAGAUGGUUAGGAUGGAGGUUUCUCUGAAACACCAAGGGGAGUACUGGGUGUUUGUGUGGGAUGGAGACUCGCCUAUCUACUCGGGCCUCUUUGGACAGAGGGCCGACUCGUUUAUAAAGACGGAAUCUGAUGUGCUAAGGAUCGAGGUUGUUGCUAGGGACGAGUGGGCAAUGACAGAGGGGAAGUAUGGAGUUGCCAGAGAUCCAAGCCUAAAAUCGCUGUACCAUAAUGGAGUGCAUGAAUGCAGCCGGCCGUGGUCUGUAGCGGGGGAGAAGUCGAGCUGUGCUCAUUUCAAUAUCAUAGAACUGUUUUCUGAUCUUCCGGAGAUGAUCCGUCGGUGGAGAUUGGAUAGCAAUAAUGUCUCCGAGCCCAGGAGGUUGAUUCUGACGAACAGGAGGGCUGAUUUUCUUGACGCAAGGAGGAAAAAGAAUGCCUACACCACCUCGGGCCACGAGGACGAGUUGAAUCUUGCCGGGGUGAGCAUGAUGGAUCUAAGACCAGGUGUCCCCUCAGGGCCUGCCAAGUAUAUUCUCUGCGAAUUCUCCCUCCACAUAAGGUUUGUGCAAAUAGACUGCAAGUUGUUCAGGGAAAGGCUAAGGUUCAUGAAUUCCUGCAUCCUGUCGAUGAGCGAGUAUGAAAGCAGAAGGGUUGUCGUAAUAACGCCUGACGUGGCAGACAUGAAGGGUACGGCACAGGAUCUCAGUACCCGGAUGUUUCUGAAAGGGAUAUCCAAUGGAAGAUGCGACGUGAAGGUGAGAUGUGGAGUCCCCGGCAGGAGAGAUACUGGAGUGUUUGUAACCACCUUUGACAGGGCCAUAGGCAUACAAGGAGACUUUAUGGUUGUCCUCAAGGGCUGCUGCAACUCUGAUGGAUAUUUUCCUGUGUUUGAGGUGCUGCGGAUGUGCGACUCAAGAGAGGCAUAUAUAUGCGAGAGCAGGGACUACAUAGAGUACUUCAAUUGCUGUAUAUUAAACAAUGCCUGGGAAGACUAA
This is a messenger RNA of Encephalitozoon cuniculi GB-M1, 3177 nucleotides long. RefSeq lists its product as uncharacterized. NCBI's taxonomy places the organism in Eukaryota, Fungi, Microsporidia, Unikaryonidae. The coding region runs from base 1 to 3177 and encodes 1058 amino acids. The transcript has a single exon. Gene Ontology annotation, molecular function: ATP hydrolysis activity; nucleic acid binding; ATP binding. The record is from RefSeq and is marked provisional. Gene Ontology annotation, cellular component: nucleus.